CGUGGUCAGAAUAAUUAUGAACCAAAACUCAGUGAUCCGCCAUAUCGAGCACGCGGAGUAGUCGCCUAGUAGGAGCAGUUCUAUAAGCAGCGAGUUUCAGCGUUGAACAGCACGCCAUGGCGAACAAAGGAGUCGAAUUAUAUCCAGUUGGGUAUGACAGCCGCGCUGGUUUGGCAGAUUCCGAGAUCAGGCAAAGUAAGGCAAGUUUCGGUGGUAAUGGCGAGCCAGAAGUUGAAUUCGAAGAAGAACGAGAGACUUGGGGUAGAAAGCUCGAUUUUUUGUUAUCGUGCAUCGGAUACGCCGUCGGUCUGGGAAACGUUUGGCGUUUUCCUUAUCUUUGCUACAACAACGGUGGAGCUUCCUUCCUGAUCCCUUACGGGAUUUUCCUGGUAUUCUGCGGAAUUCCUAUUUUCUACUUGGAGGUCGCCCUUGGUCAGUUUACCCAACAAGGCGUAGUCGGUGCCUGGGCAGCGUACGUUCCCUUCUUAGGAGGUAUUGGCCUUGGCAUGGUGAUCAUCACCUUCCUGUGCAGUGUGUAUUACAAUGUUAUUUUAGCGUGGACAUUUUACUACCUGUUUGCAUCAUUCCAAAAGCAACUACCGUGGGAAAAUUGUGGAAACAACUGGAACACUCCUUCAUGUCAGACAAACCGCUCAGCCACUUGUGGGAAAGAAGAAUGUGGAUGGGUCUCCCCAGAAGAAGAAUAUUUCAACAUAAAAGUCCUUCAAAUAAGUGAAGGUAUCCAUGCUGCCGGCGAAGUGAGGUUUGAACUCGCCAUGUGUCUUCUACUGGGCUGGAUUGUUGUCUACUUCUGUGUUUGGAAGGGAAUAAAGUCUGCUGGAAAGGUUGUUUAUUUGACAGCCACGUUUCCAUAUGUGGUUUUGUUUAUUCUGCUCAUUCGCGGGGCCACCUUAGAAGGCGCAGGCAAAGGGGUUGAAUUCUAUCUGAAACCCAACAUGACAAGACUGAGCGAUCCGCAGGUGUGGGUGUCGGCCGCUGGUCAGAUCUUCUUCUCUUUAAGUGUCGGAUUUGGCGGACUGAUUACAUAUGGCAGCUACAACAAAUUCAAGAACAACUGUGAGAAAGACACACUUAUCGUGUCCCUUAUCAACUGUGGUACAAGUCUUUUUGCUGGCUUUGUCAUAUUCACUAUGAUGGGUUACAUGGCCAGUGUCCUCCAAACAGAUGUGGGUAACGUCGUAAAAGGAGGGCCUGGUUUGGCAUUUAUCGCCUACCCUGAAGGAAUCAAACAGAUGCCUGCAUCACCUUUCUGGGCGUUCAUUUUCUUCUUUAUGUUGUUCAACCUUGGACUAGACAGUCAGUUUGUCGGUGUGGAAACGGUCACAACAGUGCUGGCAGACUGGAAACCAGGCUUCCGUCGCUACAAAUCUGUCAUCACACUUGGUUUCUGUAUCGUGUGCUACUUACUCGGACUUGCUCACGUGACUGAGGGUGGAAUGUACGUGUUUCAGUUGUUUGAUUAUCAGGCUGGAGGGAUCUCCCUUGUGUUAAUAGCUUUCAUGGAGGCCGUUGGGAUUGGAUGGUUCUAUGGUAUUGAACAAUUUUGCACUGAUAUCGAGAACAUGAUUGGCCACCGUCCCAACAUGUACUUCCGCCUAUGCUGGAAGUUCAUUUCUCCUCUGAUUAUCUUCGUGAUCUUCGUCUGGUUCUGUGUGGACUGGGCAGGCAUCUCUUACAAUAACGUGAAAUAUCCCGGAUGGGCCGAGUUCUGUGGCUGGAUGCUGUGUAUAUCGGCCGUUAUGUGUGUCCCUGGAUAUGCCUUCUACAGGUGGUGGAUACUUCCAGAAGGAACUGCUUACGAGCGUUUCCGUACAAUUCUCCAACCUGAUCCAGUUAUUAUGGACAAGAUCGCACGAAGGAACAACAUCAAACUACAGCAGUAUACUUACUACUUGUGAUACAAGACGGAGCUUUGAACGUGGAACUUCAGUUUAAUCUGAAAAUCGAGUUACUAUUUUACUGCAUAAUUAAUCACAACCGCUAAAUAUUGCUAGUUCAUGUCCUGUUUUUUUUGUUUUUUUUUUAUAAAAAUAAAGUACAUUUACAUUACAAUCGGCUUGGAAUUUGUGAGGCACAAAAUUAUGGCCCUUCAAAUUACCCAAAAACCGCCAAAGGGUGUACUGUUAGCAGUAUUUAGUUCUUCUAGCGCUUUUUUCCCUUAUUUCUCUGGAGGAGUACUCUGGAUAGAUUAGGUAUUUUCUUUAUAAAAUAAUUGUUUACCUAGAGCUGUUCCAUUAAUUAAAAGGUAUCGUGGAAAAGGCGGAGAAAAACUGUUUGUUGUAUGACACCACGGCCAUUAAUUGAAAGAUCGGAAAAUUAAGGAUUUUCUCAUCGUCGCCAAUGUCUUCCCUUGUAAAAGUGGUAUAAAACUAACUCCUUGGCCAAAAUUUUUUGGGUCUAACGACCACAUUUCUCUUCUGACUGGGUGGGGGGAGGGGGGGCGGAGGGGCUAAGGCAUUUGUCAGUUAUUUUGUAUCUCUCUUUUGAAAAGCUACCACACAAAAAAUUUAAGUUGUGCGAAAAAGAAAUCAAACAGAGUCUGACCCUUUCACUUUAAUUCCAACAGUAGGGAAAUGAUUAGUGGUAAUUACCAAAUGUGCAGUGAGGACAAUAAUUUCUUCCAAGAAGGUUAAUUUAAAUGGCAUCAUUAUAUAGUCGUAUGGCACGCACGCCUUAACGUUUUUUUUCAAAGUUUUUUUUUUGUAGUUUUUAGGUGUCAAAAUUUUUGUGGUUCAUCUUUUCUGUAUGUCGCAAGAUUAAGUUCAAAACUUUACAUAACCAAGUAAACUGUGUUAUCAGUUGAUUUUUAUGAAAUGAAUAUAACCAAACUAAGGGUGAUCUUUUGUGUGUUGAGAACCGUUGUAGUCAGGGGCUGAAAAAUGAGCUUAAACUGGGGUAUAAUCAUUUUAACUUUAGGAACAGUUUUUCGCGUUCAUUGUGAUUUGGGCUUUAGCUAAUUUUGCCUAAAUUUGACGUCACGUGUUUCAUCUGAUUUAUUAAUAUAUGAUUUGUAGAACGUGUUAAAGUUUCACGAUUUUUGGAUAUAUGCUUAGUUACUUCAUAAGAAGUAGACAGCUUGAGAGAGAAGUGUUUUCUUAGAAAGACCAUCUCAGCGAGGGUUCUCAAAAUUUAGUAGGACUAUAAAAAAUCCCAUCAGCCAAAACUCUAAAUUUUGUACAGAGAAUUAAACUCCUUGAAUUAAAGAGCGAAACUCCACUGUUAGAUCCUAGAUUGGGUUUAUUUCGCGCUUUGAAUUAAAGUGAUGUUAUCGAUGGAUACAUUUUUCAAACUGCCCGAACUCGACAACGAGAAAGUCAGAGGUAACUUAUUUGCCAUGUGGCCAUUCAAAACCCAAUUUUCGUUGACCUCAGUAAAACAUAGGCUCAUUUUAGAUAUUAGAAUAAUCAAGUAUACAGUUUUCUACAGCAGGCUCGGUAUUAUUCUCAGCUGUAGUUAAUGUAAGUUGAAGGUAAAUAAAAAUGGGAUUACAUGGA
This is a messenger RNA of Stylophora pistillata, 3515 nucleotides long. Its product is annotated as sodium- and chloride-dependent glycine transporter 2. NCBI's taxonomy places the organism in Eukaryota, Metazoa, Cnidaria, Anthozoa, Scleractinia, Pocilloporidae. Gene Ontology annotation, cellular component: plasma membrane. The record is from RefSeq and is a predicted model, not a curated record. Gene Ontology annotation, biological process: sodium ion transmembrane transport; amino acid transport; nitrogen compound transport.